UGUGCUGCGCAGCUGACUGGGCGGGUCGGGCGGCGCUGGCGAGCGACUGACUGCUUGGGCGCGAGCGUUGGGUGCGCGCGUACAUCCACCGAAGCGGGAAAUCUGCGCGCUCAGGUGCUUCGCGACUGGCAUCCGGCGGCUCGGCGCUGACUCCUCCCUCUUUCAUCCCCGGGGGUCUAUUGCUGACUUUCGUGUUCUCCAUCUGCAGAAGGAGGAAAUAACUGUGAAGUGUCUCGGAACAUGGCGGCAGGCAAGAACGUGGGCCUCUUGCGUUGGCUCUGCAGGCGUACCUGCCUGAGUCGGAAUCUCUCCUGGCACCUUGGCUUUUCGAAGAGUGCGGGUCAUCUACGGGGCGCGUAUGGCGUGCCCAGUACGCAGAUGCCAGUCAGCUGCGCGUCGCGCAGUUACACACAGCUCAAGAAACUUUCCGAGCAGGACCCGGACGCUUUCUGGGGUUCGCUGGCCAAGGAGGGCUUACUGUGGAGCAAACCGUUUGAGCAGGUCCGAAACUGCGACUUCACCACGGGCAAAAUUAACUGGUUUGUUGGAGGCGAGCUCAAUGUCACCGUGAAUUGUGUGGAUCAGCAUGCCAGUAAGACACCAGACAGAGUGGCAUUGAUUUGGGAAAGAGAUGAGCCUGGCACAGAGGUGAAAAUUACAUAUAAGCAGCUGCUUGAAUCAACAUGUCGUCUUGCCAACACUUUGCGAAGACAUGGUGUGAAGAAAGGUGAUCGAGUUGCCAUCUACAUACCUGUAUCCCCAUUGGCUGUGAUAGCCAUGUUAGCAUGUGCCAGGAUUGGUGCCGUGCACACAGUAGUCUUUGCUGGGUUCAGUGCUGAAGCUCUAGCUGGGAGGAUUCAAGAUGCAAAGUGUAAAGCGGUUAUUACUUGUAACCAAGGAUUGAGAGGAGGUAAAAUAAUAGACCUGAAGAAAACUGUAGAUGAAGCCGUACUAACAUGCCCGACGGUUAAAUAUGUGUUUGUGGGCAACAGAACAGAAAACAAAGUCCCAAUGGGCAAAAUUGAUAUUCAACUUGAAGAUGAAAUGGCGAAAGAGUCACCAGUUUGUCCACCAGAAGCCUUGGGGAGUGAAGAUAUGCUUUUCAUGCUGUACACUUCAGGAAGCACAGGCAAACCUAAAGGAAUUGUUCAUACCCAGGCUGGCUAUCUACUUUUUGCUGCCACCACGCACAAGCAUGUCUUUGACUACAAUCAAGGGGAUGUAUUUGGUUGUGUAGCAGACAUAGGCUGGAUUACUGGACACAGUUAUGUUGUCUAUGGGCCACUCUGCAAUGGUGCCACAACUGUGUUGUUUGAAAGCACUCCAGUUUAUCCUGAUCCAGGACGAUACUGGGAGAUGGUGCAGAGGUUGCAGAUUAACCAGUUUUAUGGAGCCCCAACAGCUAUCCGACUAUUGUUGAAGUAUGGAGACAGCUGGGUGAAGAAGUAUGACCGAUCAUCUUUGAGAACACUUGGAAGUGUUGGUGAACCUAUCAAUAAUGAAGCUUGGGAAUGGUACUACAAUGUCGUUGGAGAAGGGAGAUGUAAACUUGUGGAUACCUGGUGGCAGACAGAGACAGGUGGAAUUUGCAUUUCUCCAAGACCUUCAGAAGAAGAAGCAGAAAUUAUCCCUUGCAUGGCAAUGAGACCAUUUUUUGGGAUUGAUCCUGUAUUAAUGGAUGACAGGGGAAACCUAGUAAUGGGAAAUAAUGUAUCAGGUGCAUUGUGCAUUAGCCAGCCAUGGCCUGGUAUGGCAAGAACUAUAUAUGGGGACCAUGAAAGAUUUAUUGAUGCAUAUUUCAAACCUUUUCCAGGUUACUAUUUUACUGGUGAUGGUGCGUACAGAUCUAAUGAGGGAUAUUAUCAGAUCACAGGCCGUAUGGAUGAUGUCAUUAAUAUUAGUGGGCACCGACUUGGUACAGCAGAAAUUGAAGACGCCUUGGAUGAACAUCCUGAUGUUCCUGAAACAGCAGUAAUUGGCUUCCCUCAUGAUAUUAAAGGAGAAGCUGCAUUUGCAUUUAUUGUUUUAAAAGAUAACAUCAAACACACAGAACAGGAGAUUAUUGCAGAGCUCAAAAGAACUGUGGCCUCUAAAAUAGCUAAAUAUGCAGUUCCUGAUCACAUUUUGAUUGUAAAGAGGCUUCCAAAAACACGUUCUGGAAAAAUCAUGAGGAGAGUCCUACGCAAAAUUGCUACUAAUGACAUUACUGGGUUUGGAGACACAACCACCUUGGAUGAUCCAGGUGUGAUCACAGAGAUCGUGGAAGCUCUUGAAAAGUACAAAAACAACAGUUGUACCUGUGUUUAAAGAAGUACUUGCUUUAUAUAAAUAUGUAAUAUACCUGUGAAGCCAUACACAUACUGUGCACACAAUGCCAAAGAGAUACCUGUAAUGUACAGAUUGUAGUCUUAUACUAACUCGUUCCUUUACUAAUUGUACAUUUUAUCAAACGGUGACAUUUCUUUACAUUUUUUAUUUUGUGACAUUUACUUAAAACUGUUUUUUCAUCAGACGUGUCACCAGGAAGAGCUGUUUAUUUGGUUCGUACACGAUAUAGCAGUACAUCUGUAUCAUGACUGUAUGCCAUAUUGAUACUAUUCACCAGCAUUUCCAAGUGCACAUUGAGGAUUUUUUCAUUUCAUCAUUUAGCAAUGUCUGAGAGAAAAUGCAGUUUUUUUAAAAGGAAUUUUAAGUGUUUUUGCACUUCAUUUUGUGUGAAAAUUAUAAACCUCCAAAGUUUAAUUCAAAGAGUAUGUCAUACAUUUGAACAUAUAUAUAUAAAACGUAUAAUUUGUGAGCCAAAGAUUACAAUUUUUUAACACUUAAUCUUUUUAUAGUUUUUCAGCUCACAAAGACUAGUUAUUUCAGAAAGGUUCACAGAUUAAUUGAAUUUAUAACUAACUGUCUGUUACUGUUGAAUGUUUGCUAAGUGAUUUUGUCUGGUUCAGUUUGAACGUGUAACUGCUUUGAUCCAUCCAUUACUGUCAAAUGGCUUUUGAAUUUUAGGGUUUUGGGGAGGCAGUGCCUCUCUCAGCCACAUAGGGCACAACAAUUAUGUGUGUAGAAGACGACAGUUUGAUGGUAGACAGGAAUAACUCAUUUGCAAAUUAUGGAAUUAAGCAGACAUCACAUUUUUAUAUGAUAUGACUACUUUCAAUAAAGUUUGCCUUUUCAGCUGGUUCAGUUAGGAGAACAUGGCAAAUCUUUUAGGCAAAGUAGCCUUAUAAUGCUAGUUUGAGCUGAUUGAAGUGAAGAACAUCUGUGCACUGAUGAAAAGUAUGGUUCUGAAUGCCAUUGAUUGGUUAUUCAUCGUGAAAUAAAAUAGAUGGUUCAGAGUGCAGAUACCUGAAAGGGGACCACUGUAUGCAUUCAUUUGUAUUUAAACUUAUUAAAAGUUAAUAUUUA
Erpetoichthys calabaricus (reedfish) is the source of this 3405-nucleotide messenger RNA. It is a transcript of the gene acss1, whose product is annotated as acyl-CoA synthetase short chain family member 1. Gene Ontology annotation, cellular component: mitochondrion. The transcript is spliced from 14 exons. The coding region runs from base 241 to 2307 and encodes 688 amino acids. Gene Ontology annotation, molecular function: acetyl-CoA synthetase activity; AMP binding. NCBI's taxonomy places the organism in Eukaryota, Metazoa, Chordata, Cladistia, Polypteriformes, Polypteridae. The record is from RefSeq and is a predicted model, not a curated record.